CAAAUGUAAAUAUCAAGAAGUAUUUAUAAAAUGUAGUUUUUAAUAUUUGUUAAUUAUUGUUUUAAACAAAGUGUUUUUAUGAAUAAUUAGAUAAUUAUAUAAUAUAAAGAAAAAGUUCAUUAGCAAUGUCUGUGUAUAAUAUAUUAGAUGAUGAAGACUUAUCCACUGAUGAAGGCAUUGAAAAGGCUUGCCGAAAGAUAUCAUCGGCAGAGGAUCAAAUAACAAAACAGCUAGAAAACCUAUUAUCACGACAAAAUCAUAUAGAAUCUAAGUUAAUGUCAAUAAGCAAAUCUAAGGCCGGUUUGCAGUUAAUUCAUCAAGAUUCUUUAAAUUUGCAGUCUAUGAUAACACAUACAGCUACUUUAGCUGAAAAUGUUAGUGCAAAAGUUAGACGACUUGAUGAAGCUCGGAGUAGAGUAUCAGAAUGCCAGCAACGAGUUAAUGAUCUAAUUGAUUUACAAAUAUGCAGUGAAGGUGUAAAAUCAGCACUAAGAAAUGAAGAUAUGAGAAAGGAGCUGGCACACGUUCAUAGAUUUUUAUCCAUGGAUCAAAGCCUUCUGCAACAAACGGCUACAGAUGUAGCAGAAAAUACAACGAGUGUCUCAAGCGUUUAUACAUUGCAAGAAGCUGCUGUACAAAUAAGAUCGGUUUGUAUAACACUGAAAUUCAAUGAAGCUGUAAAAAAAGAUGAUUUGGCUUCUGUUGAAAGAUUUUUCAAAAUAUUUCCAUUAUUAGGAAUGCAUAAUGCAGGAUUGGAACAAUUUGCUUUAUAUUUAUGCACACAGAUUCAAGAAACUUCUCGAAAUACCCUUAAGAACAGUCUGUACAAAUCUAAUGAUUCAAGAUAUAAUAUUCUUUUUGCUGAUUGUCUCACUGUUGUCUUGGAAUCUAUAGCUCGUGUUAUUGAGACACAAUCAGUUCUUGUUGAAACAUAUUAUGGACCAGGUUUACUUAUUCAACUUUUCACAGUUGUACAAAAAGAAUGUGAUCGACAGAAUGAUAUAGAACUGGGAGUAACCGAUGAAGAUUUGCGCAAGACACAACUCAAUACUUUAAAUAAUGUUCUUAAUUCAUGUGAACUCAAUAUGUGCAUGCAAGAAUUACUACUCGGAGUGUAUUUGUUACUAGAAAGAUAUUUCAUGGAAGAAACUGUUUUGAAAGCCAUCAACUUAGAUUCUUUAGACGGGACUCAGCACUGUUCAAGCAUGAUGGAUGAUGUUUUCUUUAUUGUUAAGAAAUGUACAAGGAGGUCCAUUGCUACAUCCAGUAUCGAUGGCAUCUGUGCCAUAUUAAAUAAUGUGACUGGAUGCUUAGAAAGAGAUUAUAGUGCUGCCUUAAAAUCAACAUUGCAAAAUGGUUAUCCAUCAGGGUAUCUUGAUCUUGCAUAUAGUGCUUUGCAGACAUCUAUUCAACAAGGAAGACUUCACGGGCAAGGAGAUAGUGAGCAACUAAGAAAUAGAUUUAUAGCUCAUCUAAAUAAUGCAGACACAAGCUCAGAGUAUGUUGAUACUUUAGGAUCUACAUUAUUAAAUGACAUUUUAACAGCCUAUCCUAAUAUAUCUACGAAUGAUCGGGAAAAAGUGGAUAGUUGUUUGGCAAGUCUUUCAAAUGUUACAGCAACAUUUAAAGCAUUGGUCGAGUUUGGUAUGCAACAAUUGCGAGUCAGCGUUAUCAAACCAAGAGUUCAUCCUUGGAUUGAUGUAUUUUUAACAAAUCCACAUCACUUUACUGAAGAUGAGUUAACAGCAUAUGAAGCUGGAGAAACCUUUAUCCAAACAUUGAUUGUAAAUCUUGAUGGUUUGUUAAGUUCUUUUAAGCAUUGCUUAACAGCAAAUAAUUAUGAUUCACUUGUUGCUACAGUAACAAACGAUGUUACAACUAGAAUGGAACGUGUUAUUUUAAAAUCUACCUUUAACAGGCUUGGUGGUUUAGCUUUAGAUCGUGAAGUAAGAUCUUUAGGGCAGUAUCUGACAAGUGCUACAAGCUGGUCAGUUCGUGAUAAAAUGGCACGAUUAACACAAAUAGCAACAUUGCUUAAUUUAGAGAAAAUAACUGAAGUCAAUGAAUAUUGGGAAGAAUCAAAUGUUGCAUGGAGAAUCACCAAACCGGAAUUAGCAAAGGUGUUAAUGUUAAGAACUGAUUUCCGGUUAGACGAUAUAAAAAAGCUGAAACUAUAA
Messenger RNA from Ctenocephalides felis (cat flea), 2177 nucleotides. RefSeq names its product conserved oligomeric Golgi complex subunit 4-like. Lineage: Eukaryota; Metazoa; Arthropoda; Insecta; Siphonaptera; Pulicidae. The record is from RefSeq and is a predicted model, not a curated record.